This is a messenger RNA of Anguilla anguilla (European eel), 8387 nucleotides long. It is a transcript of the gene lrrc8aa, whose product is annotated as leucine rich repeat containing 8 VRAC subunit Aa. NCBI's taxonomy places the organism in Eukaryota, Metazoa, Chordata, Actinopteri, Anguilliformes, Anguillidae. The transcript has 4 exons. Bases 522 to 2930 code for a protein of 802 amino acids. Gene Ontology annotation, molecular function: protein binding. The record is from RefSeq and is a predicted model, not a curated record.
AGAGGACACGUACGUCCGAAGCGUUCAUCAUAAAUCCCUUAAGCAAUAUGUCUGCGCCCACAAUCAUGUUGUGGCCCAGACACGGGUCCUUAUUUAAAUAAUUUAAAAAAGAUAUUACUGUCGAGCCUCUUUCCCUUGUAUUUCCAUUUUUAUGUAAUUAAGUGAUAUGUUCCCUUAGUUGCUUCACGAAUCAAAAUAGCGCUGCACGAAGAAACACCGAGUCAAGGCAUUGGGCUAUUUUCUCAAACGUUCAUGUGACUCACUUCCGGGGUGGAGAAAAGAGCAACACUGACGGCUGAACACUCCGUUGCAAGAGUGUAACAAAAAGAAAUGUAUCUAACCUGCUAGCUGUCCAAGGAAUAGCUACGGGAGUCGCAACAGACCGGAGCAGGUAUACGAGUCCCCAUGGCGCUAAGGGAGACCUGGGUGCCUGGCGAUAUCUUAGUUUACACACAUUGGGAUGUUACCCAUACGCAACAGCGGGCCUUGGAGUACAGAUAACAUCACCACUGGGAUAAACCAUGAUUCCCAUCACUGAGCUACGCUACUUUGCUGACACCCAACCAGCGUACCGCAUCCUGAAGCCAUGGUGGGAUGUGUUCACGGACUACAUAUCCAUCAUCAUGCUGAUGAUCGCAGUGUUUGGGGGAACCCUACAGGUCACCCAAGACAAGAUGAUAUGUCUGCCCUGCAAGUGGGUAGUCAACAAGACCUGUGACACCUACUCAGCUAAGAAAUACAUAAAUGAAACCCUCUCCUCGCCACCACUUGUCUUUGAGCCCAGGGGAAUUCAGUAUGACCUCGACCGACACCAGUACAACUAUGUGGAUGCUGUGUGCUACGAAAACAAGCUCCACUGGUUUGCCAAGUACUUCCCAUACUUAGUGCUUCUCCACACACUUAUCUUCUUAGCCUGCAGCAACUUCUGGUUCAAGUUUCCCCGCACCAGCUCCAAACUGGAACACUUUGUGUCGAUCCUGCUAAAGUGCUUUGACUCCCCCUGGACAACACGGGCCCUAUCAGAGACAGUGGUGGAGGAGAGCGACCCAAAGCCUCCAGGUAAAAUGAAUGGGUCCAUGGACAAGAAGGCAUCCUCUGUUAGCGAGGAUGUGGAGGCUAGCAUACCUAUGCUCCAGAGAACCAAAUCCCGCAUCGAGCAGGGUAUUGUUGACCGCUCAGAGACUGGUGUCCUGGACAAGAAGGAAGGUGAGCAGGCAAAGGCACUGUUUGAGAAGGUGAAGAAAUUCCGCAUACAUGUGGAAGAGGGUGAUAUCGUCUACCGGCUCUACAUUCGACAGACCAUCAUCAAAGUCAUAAAGUUCAUUCUGAUCAUCUGCUACACAGGAUACUACGUGGGCAAUAUUAAGUUCAGAGUAGACUGUACAGUUGAUAUUGAGAAUCUCACAGGCUACCGCAUGUACCGUUGUGCCCAUCCACUAGCCACUCUAUUUAAGAUCCUGGCGUGCUUCUAUAUCAGUCUGGUGGUGGUCUACGGCUUGAUCUGCAUGUACACCCUCUGCUGGAUGCUGAGCCGCUCCCUGAAGAAGUACUCCUUUGAGUCAAUCCGAGAGGAAAGCAGCUACAGUGACAUCCCUGACGUGAAGAAUGACUUUGCCUUCAUGUUGCACAUGAUUGACCAGUACGACCCUCUCUACUCCAAACGUUUUGCCGUCUUCCUGUCAGAGGUGAGCGAGAACAAACUCCGUCAGCUCAAUCUGAACAACGAGUGGACACUGGAGAAGCUGAGGCAACGGAUCACAAAGAACUCCCAGGAGAAACUGGAGCUGCACCUAUUCAUGCUGAGUGGCAUCCCAGACACUGUGUUUGACCUGCUGGAGCUGGAAGUCCUGAAGCUGGAGCUCAUCCCAGAUGUCACCAUCCCCCCAAUCAUCGCUCAGCUCUCUAGCCUAAAGGAAAUGUGGCUUUACCACACACCUGCCAAAAUCGAGGCCCCAGCUUUGGCCUUCCUACGGGAGAACCUGAAGUCCCUUCACAUCAAGUUCACAGACAUCAAGGAAAUCCCUCUUUGGAUCUACAGCCUGAAGAACCUGAGCGAGCUGCAUCUGACAGGGAACCUGAGUGCGGAGAACAAUCGCUACAUUGUGAUCGAUGGGCUGCGGGAGCUCAAGCGCCUCAAAGUGCUGCGGCUCAAAAGCAAUCUGACAAAGCUGCCCCAGGUGGUCACUGACGUGGGCGUACACCUGCAGAAACUGUCUAUCAACAACGAGGGCACCAAACUGAUGGUGCUCAACAGCCUGAAGAAGAUGGUGAACCUUACAGAGCUGGAACUCAUUCGCUGCGACCUGGAACGCAUCCCACACUCCAUCUUCAGCCUGCAUAACCUGCAGGAGAUUGACCUGAAGGACAACAACCUGAAGACUAUCGAAGAAAUAAUCAGCUUCCAGCAUCUGCACCGGCUUGUCUGCCUCAAGCUCUGGUACAACCAAAUCGCCUACAUUCCCAUCCAGAUUGGAACACUCACCAACCUGGAGAGGCUCUAUCUGAACCGUAACAAGAUUGAGAAAAUCCCAAGCCAGCUCUUCUUCUGUCGCAAACUACGUUUUCUGGAUCUGAGUCACAACAAUCUCACCUACAUACCGGCUGAUAUCGGCUUCCUCCAGAACCUGCAGUACUUUGCUGUCACUGCCAAUAGGAUUGAGACCCUUCCUCCAGAGCUGUUCCAGUGUAAGAAACUGCGCACGCUCAACCUGGGGAACAACUGCCUGCAGUCGCUGCCGUCUCGCUUCGGGGAGCUGACGGGCCUGACGCAGCUGGAGCUGAGGGGGAACAGGCUGGAGUGCCUCCCCGUGGAGCUGGGCGAGUGCCGGCUCCUGAAGAGGAGCGGGGUCAUCGUGGAGGAGGACCUCUUCAACACCCUGCCCUCCGAGAUCAAGGAGCAGCUGUGGAGGGCCGACAAAGAGCAGGCGUGAAGCGGCCGGCCCCAUGCCCAGGAUGUGCUGGGCCCGCAACAGUACGCACACGUGGAACGAGCCCUGUAGAGAGGGGUGAGCCCGCAGGGAGACUUCCGUUUUGAUUAAGGGAAGGGGUCAGUGGUCAGCCAUUUGGAACAAAACUUACCAGAGAGUUUUGCUUCUCUCUGUUAAUAAUUUAUGUCUUUCAAAAUGGAAGCCAAGGUAAGGUCAUCCUCAACAGAAUUAACUGUUUGGAAAGCCCAUCUAGGGACAAGCAUCGGGAAUAAGCAUAUACUAUAAAUGCUGUGAUACAUUGCAUUGGAUAUUGUUUUACAAUAAUCUAUGUUUAAAUGUAUCUGUCCCUAUCAAAUAAACAUUAAAAUAAAAUAAAUUAAGUGCACUGGAGAUGAACUGAAGAAAAAUAGAGAAUUGACAUCGAAAAAGCACUUUGUAGUUUUUUUGAAAUCCUUAAGAAAAGCGAGACUGAAACGGGUGAAACGGAAAUGCUGAGAGGUGUGGUGAGGUGGCCACGCCUGCUCCACUCAGGCGUGGGGUUGAACUUCUGCGCCACAGUUCUACAGCUAGCUUUGAGUGGAAAAGCAAAGGAGACACGAAGCAGAACUUACUGGACCGGGGCCUCAGAUAUCCCGUUCUGUAUUGUUGGCACUGUUGCGGUGGAAGGGUGGGUACAGGAUGAUCCUGUUUAUAAUCAUGUCACAGAGCAGUGGCUCUGUAGCUGUUGCUAGGCUGACAGUGGAGAACAGGGUCUAUCAGCAGGCCUUGCAGUGUCACAGGAGAGACUGCAUUGCAGCAUUCAGUAUCAGACUUUGUGCCAGUUCUUCACCUUUUGCCAAGUAAUGCCAUCUACCAAUACCUGUAGUAUAUCAGACCUUGUCUUUGAAAUCCCACGAAAGGACUGGAUUUACAACCUGAGAUCUGUAGGGAGAGACAUGUACAACAAGAAGCAAUAUGUGUAUCGAAUUGGUUCCCAGCACUACAUGUGGGAAAUAUCUUGUUACCAGCAUGUUGUGCAAAUAUUGUUCCAGAUUAGAGGAAAACAUGACUUUGUUGAUGUUUGGGAGGCAAAGACAGUGCAUACCCACCAUAGGAUAACUAAAGAGCCUGUUGUUAUUUAUGUAUGUUAAAAAUGUUACUUCUAGUGCUCAUCAACCUGGCAGGAUUCUGUAACUAAAAUAGCAAAGCUAACUCACAGAAAUGUUUUCUACAAAUGCUUGAAUGUUUUUACAUGAUAUUCACUUAAUUGAUGAAAGAGCUCUACUAGGAGUGACUGUGGUUGAGUAACUUUACCUUGAGUAUGAAAGGCAAUUUGUACAGGUGAUUUUGAAGACUGGCUAACAGUCUUUGAUACUAAAAUUGGCCUUAACUUGCAUUUGCUUUAUGUUAUGGUUUGGUUUGGUAAGGUAUAUGUUGAUUUAAAAAUCAUUAUAUUCUAAAUGCACAUAUUUAAAGUCAGUACUCACAGCAAUUUCCCUGCAUCUAAAAUACUAAUUGUUUCAGCCUUAGAACAAAAGUUGUGUCAAAUGCCUUUCUGUGCAAGGUUGAUAUGAGGUCAGCCCCACCCAUACACAUUGGUUAUUCCCUCUGGCAAACACAUAGCUAGUACCUGUGUUUAAUGUCUUUAUUUGUGUAAUAACAGAUUUUAUUAGCUAUUCAUUUUACAACAUUUAAUUGUAUUUACAGUUUUGUUUAUUUACCUCACUGUUCGAGCACCAGAGGGGCCCUUCUGCUGGAGGGCUGGAAAAACCCCCUACUUCAUGGGCAUUUCAAUUUUCAGAAAAAGGAAAUGCUCAAAAGACUUCAUUCAGGCCCACAUCUUCAGUGGGAAGGGAUCGAGGCCAGUACGGAGUCUGAGACAUUUCAACCAGCAUGCGCUGAACAAGGCUCCCCCUUCUGGGUUAGGCGUGGGCCACGAUCACAGAGCCGAGGAACAAUAGCCCCCAAACUGGUCCAGGCGUGGGUAGCAGUCAGGCGGGGAACAUGAUGCCUCAUGAUCAACUUUGACUUGUGCUGGGGCCCAAGGGCUUGCCUGAGGCCAUAUUCAGAUCAGACCGUUGUGUCACAAACAGCCUUGGUCUCAAAGAACUCUGACUCUUAAAUGCCUGUCUGCAAGUUCUCCCUUUGUUUAACCUUGUUUCCGUUACCUCCCCGAGCUGGGAGAGCUGUAAUUUCAGGGUGUCCAAUUCUUUCAAUGUACAGGGCAGCAGAUUACAGACUACGGACUGAUGGACCUGCAGUCUGUGGCUCUUCUCUUCUCAUCACUCUCUUCACUGGAACUGCUUGGUCUCAAGCAAUUUUAAAUACCUGCUCAUUUCUGAUACGGUCCAGAAGUACACAGCAGCUGUUGGGAAUUUCAGUUUGUGUGAAAACAGGGGCAUCGUGUCGCUUUUUGUUGGAAAUAUUUAGCUCAUAGUUAUCCUAUAUUAUAAUCAUUAAAAACUUCAUUGAUUUUCUGUUGUUCACUACCACAUCCCCACUUCCUCUCGUGUGUGAGUGAGUGCGAGUGUGUGUUUGUGUGUAUACACGCAUUGUUUGAGAGUGGGUUUGUGUUUUUAUUUUUGUUUAUUUUUCAAAAAUGAUGGCCUGAUCGUAUUGAUCUUUGUGCUUAUGUUAACGCCUAUAUGACAGGCUCUCUCUUGCAUCACAGGACACCAAAGAGAGGACUGCUUUCUGAAAAGUUCUGAAUUGAUCCAUGUCACAUGUUUCAGUGACAUGGGAAAACAAAACGGAGAGAGGCAAUGAAGACAAAUAACAUGUUCAUUACUGCAUUGUAAAAUAAGAAAGAGAGAAGUAACAGUAUGCACAUACUGUGUAUGAUACUGAAUCAGUAAUGCAUUCAUAACACAUUCUCUCUUGUUAAAAGCUGACCCAUUCCUCUACUAAUAAUACCCCUGUGACAUUGUUAACUGCAUUCUCAGUGUAAUACCCAUGUCACCAACUUGGCUGUGCUGUGCUAUUCUGGGCGUACACUGAGCUACACACAAUUGCAUUUAGACAGAAAUUGCAAUGUUAUGCCAGUUUCUAGCUUUGCAUGGCCCGUUGGCUCCUGAACACUACAAGUAAAUGAGCAAGUCUUCCCCUAAUCAUUUAUUGAUGUUUAUUAAAUGCAUUUUCAGAAAACUAUUUGGUUAGAGGGACUUAAGUUGCCAAGCAAGACAACAAAAAAGGGAUAUUACAUUUGCACAUUUUAUUUCCGGAUACUAUUUUAGUUUAUAUGGAACUGUACAGCAAUGCACUCCAGUUGUGUGUAAAAUUUAAGCAUUUUCCCUUGUGUGUGUAUAGUGCCCCCUUGUGUGGAAAUUUACUAGUUUGAAAGUUUGCUGCUGACAAUGUUCCAGUUAUGCAGUGUUUGAUGUGGGGAGUGUAGUAUCUGCAAAAUAUUUCAUUAUGUUUGUGAUUGAAUAAUCAAAUUAUUUUUCAAUCAUUAGUAGCUAUUGUCAGAUUGUCUUUUUUAUUUUUAGGCAUUUUUAGCUGUUUUAUUUGCCUAUUUUAAAAUAAAAGCAUUUGGCUAUUGUUAUUGCCAUAGUGCACAGGUUUUUAAUAGUUUUACUUCUGUCCUGAACUCUAGAUUGCUGAAGGUGGAUUUUUAAAAGGAUGAGGGAAAAUCUUCCUUUUUAAAAUGUGAUCAGAGUUGCCUUUUAUUUAGCCAUUGACAGCCAACAGUGCACAAAGCCUUUCUCAGGAAACGGAAUUCCAGCUGUAAUCCUGGCAGUGUUUUCUGUCACUGCCAAGGGUUUAUUUGCACUUCUUUUCAUAAUUUCCAGCAUCUGAUUUUUCUCUGCAUGUAUUUUAUGGCAUCACUCUGCUUUGUUGACUCUUGAUUUGCGGUUGCUGGAGUGAAGGUGAAAGGAUAGUGCCAGUCAUAUAUUUCUACCAUGUUAUGUUCACCAUCAUUCAUCCUGCAUUCAGUCCACAUUGGUUUGUCAGUUUAAAAGAAGCUUUUCCUAUGUCUGUGUGAUUAGUGUGGAGGAGGAAAUGUACAUCUGCAAUCCACUGGGCUACAGUAACUUAAUCGAUGGUUCUGUGAUAUGCUAGAUAAGUUUGUGCAUGCCACUGAAGCUCAUCAUCUGCUAAAGAAAGAGAUUUACAUCAGGAGAAUGCACUGUAGAUACAUUAUACCGAUAAGUGACAAAAUGAGUUCUCUUUUCAGAGGAGUUUUCUUAUCUUUUAUAAGGAUAUAAAAACUCCUACCCUGGUGCUGUGUGCAGUGUGUGUAUAAAUGAGCUUCACAGGUGAGAGUGAACCGUCAUGUCAGUAUUAACUGCACACUCACCUGUCAUUUGUGCUUCCUUUGUUUUAAUCCAUAAAGAUGGCAAACUGGACCAAUUUUUUAUAGCAACUAAUCUCUUAUUAUCUGUCUGUUAGUCAGGUAGAUUACUGAUAAUCAGUUGGUCAGCAUCUUUUUUCUGUUAUGCUUUUCACUUAACAGUAUUCACUUGCAACAUCCUAAAGAUUAAAUUUAAACUUCUUUGUUCAGCACAGGCCUUAAAGGCAGAGUUAUUCCACUAAAUGAAUUCACUCGAUUAUGGGCGAAAGAAUUUGGGAGCAGAUAAAACGAUGCAAAGCACACAUGUCCAGUUUUGUAGUGGCUGCACCACACAUUGUGAUACAAGUGUGUGAUACGCAAGUGUGAUCAUAGAUAUUUCCAAAACAGUUCAGCUGGUAAUGGCAAACUAUACAAUGAGCCUGCAUCUAAUACAGAUGGUGACACAGAGGGUAUAUUUACUGGCUUCUGUGGUUUGUGCUUGGAGCACUGCUAUUGAUUCUAGUUUCUGAACCCUGGUUAUUGAUGUCAUAUGAAUGCAGGAUAUCAUUAAAUCUGACUUCAGUUAAAUGCAUUUUCAUUGAGUUUAUUGAUUUGGAUUUGCCAUUUGUUGGACUGUUAUCAGGAUUACAUUCUUUGUGACAUUAGGAUGUGUUUUGGCUAAUAAAACCUGUUUAUGCGGUGUGAAUGAGUUAUCCUUAAUGACCAGAGCUGAGAAACAAUAUUCUAGACUGUUCCUCCAUGCAUAUUCAUAUUUCUAUUUUAUUUGUUAGUAUAUAGUUGUCAUCAAGUUCUAACUUCUACUGUAACUUCUUAGACUUGCAUUAUAUUUGUGUAUAUUAUUUGCUUGAAAAUGCAAAUAUUAUUUAUAUACUGUGCUUGUACAUUUCAGACUUGGCCAGUGGUGACUUAAAAAAUUUGAACUGACAAUUCAUAAAGGAGGUGUAUACUUCCCAUGUGAAUUUCUCUCUUCAAAUAUUAAAUCACAACUCAUUUUCUUCUAAGUUGCCAAAAUUGUUAAACUGAUAGUAUUGAUAGUAACUGGAAAGGCUUUGUUGUGUGAACUAUAAGUACCCUUAUAACAAUCUUCAAUAUCAUCACUUUGGAUGAAGUCUUCAAAGCUUUAUUGUUCAUUUCUGUUACUUUUCUACACAACUCUGACAUUAAAGUACAAUAAACUAAAUAUGUAUAAA